CACACACACAUCCCUCAAUUUCUCAAUUUUCUUCACCACACUUUAUCAUCAUGGGUUUCGCCGACCUUUCAACCGAUUCUGGCCUUGCCAUCGCCAACCAAUACCUGUCCACACGUAGUUACGUUGAGGGAUAUGCUCCAACUCAGGCUGAUGCCGUGACCUAUAAGGCUCUCAAUGCUGCCCCAGACACUGCCAAAUAUCCUCAUCUUGCUCGUUGGUACAAGCACAUUGCUUCCUACGAGUCGGAAUUCUCUUCUUUGCCAGGAGACUCUUCCAAGCCUUACACCGCUUAUGGCCCAGAGAGCUCUGACAUUCCAGUGAAUGUUAAGGCUGCCCCUGCUGCCGCUGAUGAUGAUGAUAUGGACCUCUUCGGUAGCGAGUCAGAGGAAGAAGACCCUGAAGUUGUCGCUGAGAGAGAGAAGAGACUGGCCGAGUAUAGAGCAAAGAAGGCCGCCAAGCCUAAGCCUGCUGCUAAAUCUAUUGUUACCUUGGAAGUUAAACCUUGGGAUGAUGAGACAGAUUUAGAACAGAUGGAAGCCAAUGUCAGAGCCAUUCAGAAGGACGGUCUCGUCUGGGGUGCUUCCAAGUUCGUUCCUGUUGGCUUUGGUAUUAAGAAAUUGCAAAUCAAUAUUGUCAUCGAGGACGAGAAGAUCUCUGUCAGCGAUCUCCAGGAGGAGAUCGAAGGUGACGAGGACCACGUUCAGUCUACCGACGUUGCUGCUAUGCAAAAACUUUAAGCAACGCAACCGGUGGGUUGUGACUGGAGGUUAAUGACGGAUAAUUAAACAUGAUAAUUUAUUUACACGAGCUUGGAUCGUGUGGGAAGCUAGGCCCAUACUAGCAGAAUGAAAAUGAAUGAAAAUGAUUGAAUGAAUUUC
Messenger RNA from Coccidioides posadasii C735 delta SOWgp, 878 nucleotides. RefSeq names its product Translation elongation factor 1 beta (gene EFB1). Gene Ontology annotation, cellular component: eukaryotic translation elongation factor 1 complex; cytosol. NCBI's taxonomy places the organism in Eukaryota, Fungi, Ascomycota, Eurotiomycetes, Onygenales, Onygenaceae. Gene Ontology annotation, molecular function: translation elongation factor activity; guanyl-nucleotide exchange factor activity. The record is from RefSeq and is a predicted model, not a curated record. Gene Ontology annotation, biological process: translational elongation.